GCUGAUUCUUAGCUGAGAAGCUUCGAAGGCAUUGGUUGGACCCAACUUCCCAAGUCAUUUGACUGGACAGGCUUCGUACAGCCCUCAUUUUCCUUCAUCCUGCAAGCUGAAGAUUUGUGCUCUCAGGCAUAGGUACAUAUCGGUCGACGAGGCGGAUGCUGGGGUAGCGUGCGCAGCUGAGCACGUUUGAAAGGGGGUUCUUCUGGCGGCUUAUGCACAAUCUGCUGCAAGCAAGAUAGCCCUCAUUCUGUUGGACCUUGUGAGUGGUUUUCUGAGAGGAGGAUCUUGCUGCUGCCCCGCAAAUGAAAGCAGCAUACUUCCCGCCUCUUUUGCUCUGGCUUUGGCUGGCUAGCACGUCUGCAUUGAUUGCAAGUAGUGAGAAGCUUCAAGAUGUGGAGGCAGGCACUUUCGGAGAUGCAUAUCCGAGUCUCCUCGCAGCGGCGGAGGGGAACUGGGGGGGGAUCCUGUCAGAUGAUGUUGAGAAGGAGACAUUGAGGGACGAAGUGUGGAACAGGCUUGAGAUCUUGGGAAAGGUCAGCGAUGCUCCAGACAAGCUCCAGCGCACGUUUCUGAGCCCUGCAAUGCAAGAGGCGAUGGCUCUCCUGCAAGAGUGGAUGACUGACGCCGGAAUGCGCACGUGGGUGGACAUCAUGGGGAAUGUCCAUGGCAGGGUCGAUGCGCCCAACUCGACGGCACCCGCACUCCUGCUUGGUUCGCACUUUGACACAGUGAUUGACGCUGGCAAGUACGACGGGACUCUCGGUGUCAUCACCUCGAUUGCUGCGGUCAAAGGUCUGCUCCAGGGUGGCCAUACGGCGUCACUGCUCAAGCGACCGAUCGAGCUGGUGGCAUUCUGCGACGAGGAGGGGGUGCGCUUCGGGUCUACAUUCCUGGGAAGCAGGGCUAUCGCGGGAGGCUUCAAUCCGAAGAUUCUUGACGUGACGGACGAUACGGGAACGACUGUCGCUGCGGCGCUGCUGGAAGCGGGAUUGGCAACGGGGCUCGGCAAGUUGCCGGAACAGAUCGCGGAGCUGGCGUUUAAGCCCUCAGAAGUUGCAGGCUACGUGGAGGUCCACAUCGAGCAAGGGCCCGUUUUGGAACGGAAGGGCGUCGCUUUGGGUGUCGUUCCGACCAUUUGCGGGCAGACGCGGCUGACCGUGACAGUGCAGGGGGCGCAGGGCCACGCGGGGACGGUGCCUAUGGCGCUGCGCAAGGAUGCGAUGGCGGCCGCAGCGGAGGUGUAUGUAACGAUCGAGAAGAUAUGCGGAGGGGGGAGAUACGGCCGCCCUGAGGAGGCGAGCGGGCGACCCGUCUGGCAGGGAGGUACCGGCCUGGUGGGUACCGUGGGUGACGUCAGGGUGUGGCCGGGGGCUUCGAACGUCAUCCCGGGCCGGGUGAUUUUUUCGGUGGACAUCCGCGCGCCAAUGGACGACCUUCGAGAGACGGCCGUCAAAGACGUCACGGAGGCGAUUUAUACCAUCUGCAUCCGACGGGGCGUGAAGUGCGAGGUCAAACGCAAGCACGACGCCAUGGCGACGCAGUGCGCGCCGGCUUAUGUGAGCAAGCUGCAAAGCGCGGCCAGCCGUGCGAUCGAUAUCAUCGGAGGGACGACCGGCAUCUCGGGCUUGGGGCCCGGGGACGUGCCGAUUGUCGUCAGCGGAGCGGGGCAUGACGCCAUGGCCAUGGCAAAGCUGACGCAGGUCGGCAUUCUGUUCGUGCGGUGCAAGGCCGGCAUCAGCCAUUCGCCAGAAGAGGCGGUAGAACCGGACGACAUAUGGGCGGCCAGCCUUGCGCUUAUGCUUUUCUUACAGGAGGAGACGCUCAAAUAGUCAAAACAAUAUAUACUCCAGCGAUCCCAGAAACGGCGGAUCCCAGAAACGGCGGAAGUAUAGAGUGGAAUUAACAGGUAGGGCUAGAUGUGACCUUAAGAUGUACUGGGUAGCAAUGACAGGGCAAUAAUCUCAUUUUCCCGACUAGGUAGCGCGUUGUUUAGGAAGGCUGCUUUAUCUUAGCUUGUGCCAUAUCUGAAAACAUAAUCAGCUUAGUAGAACAGCUAGCAACCAUGCGUGGUCCGCCCGUUGCAUGCCAGCAAUGGACGGACGUGCCUAUUGUAAGAAAUAACGGUUGACUAAUAUCGUAGUGUCGGCCAAUACCUAGACCCAAGCCGUAAUUGAUAGUUGAACUUAGAAUCUGUCUGUUCAACUUUGCAUGCUGUAACCGUUAACAUCGCUCGGAUAUGAUUGUUUUUUGGAACUUAGCUAUCAAAAGCAUGUUCCCUAAAAUUUUCUUGAUUAUAUAUGGAUCAAGGUUUGUGAA
Klebsormidium nitens is the source of this 2316-nucleotide messenger RNA. NCBI's taxonomy places the organism in Eukaryota, Viridiplantae, Streptophyta, Klebsormidiophyceae, Klebsormidiales, Klebsormidiaceae. The record is from the annotation of a GenBank genome assembly.